Molecule: messenger RNA, 377 nt
Organism: Dentiscutata erythropus
Lineage: Eukaryota; Fungi; Glomeromycota; Glomeromycetes; Diversisporales; Gigasporaceae
Source: the annotation of a GenBank genome assembly
UAAUUACCGAUUGUAAUAAGUUAAAAAGCCAAGUAGAAAAAUUAACUAGUGCUAUUCGAAAUAUUAAUGGAUUUAAUCUUGGUGAUUUAAAAUUAGCGGUUAAGAAAAUUGAAGAAGAAAAUUUAGAGAAUCGAGUAUCUGUUACUAAAAGUAAAUUGAAUGAAGAUCAUCAAUCGUGGUUGGAUCUUUUAUUGGAUACUCAACAAGAAGUUUUACAAAAUGAGAGCACUUUUGCCCGAAAACAAUUAGAGAAAGUUAAAAAUAAAUUGUCCAAUGUGCUUACCGCUGAAGAAAUUCAAGAAUUAUUAGGUAAAAUAGUGGAAAUUAAUGAAUUGGAAGUUCAAUUAAAUAAUCUCAAAAUUCAAGAAAAUCAAUAA